Molecule: messenger RNA, 2318 nt
Organism: Oryzias melastigma (Indian medaka)
Lineage: Eukaryota; Metazoa; Chordata; Actinopteri; Beloniformes; Adrianichthyidae
Gene: ndel1b
Product: nudE neurodevelopment protein 1-like 1b
Exons: 9
Coding region: 170-1186 (338 amino acids)
Biological process (GO): vesicle transport along microtubule; cell migration; regulation of neuron projection development
Cellular component (GO): kinetochore; kinesin complex; centrosome
Molecular function (GO): microtubule binding
Source: RefSeq, a predicted model, not a curated record
UUACGUUCGUCUCUGUCUGGAUUUACGUUGGUUCCGGGAGACGCGUUGGCAAUUUCCUAAACAGACUGGUUACCUCAGGGUUUCAUCCGCCGUACGUUUCGCUGUCCGGACGGUUUCUCGUGGGGAAAGAGGAUAAUUCAACGAUUUGUUAUGAGCAGGUUGCCCUGACAUGGACACAGAGAUGAUUCCUAAAUUUUCAUCAAAGGAUGAGGAAGUUGAUUACUGGAAGUCCCAAGCUCUUAAAUAUAAGAAAAGUUGCCAAGAUGCUCAAGAAGAACUGCAGGAGUUUCAGGAGGGAAGUCGGGAACUAGAGGCGGAGUUAGAGGCGCAGCUCACUCAGGCGGAGCACCGACUCAGAGAUCUACAAACUGAAAAUGAGAGGCUGAGGAGCGAGGUGUCAAACCUCAAGGAAAAACUGGAGCAACAGUAUGCCCAGAGCUACAAACAGAUUUCCAUGCUGGAGGACGACUUGAGCCAGACGCGCAGCAUCAAAGAGCAGCUCCACAAAUACGUCCGAGAGCUUGAACAGGCCAACGACGACUUGGAGAGGGCCAAAAGAGCAACAAUAGUGUCUCUCGAGGACUUUGAGGCACGGUUAAAUCAGGCCAUUGAGAGAAAUGCCUUCCUGGAGAGCGAGUUAGACGAGAAGGAGUCUCUGUUGGUGUCUGUGCAGCGGCUGAAGGAUGAGGCGCGAGACCUCAGACAGGAGCUAGCAGUCCGAGAGCGGACAACAGACAGGAUGUCAGCACCGAGCUCGCCCACUUUAGAGCUCAACAAGACCGAUUCUGCAGUGCAAGCCUCUUUGUCCCUCCCAGCAACACCUGUAGGGAAGAGCGUGGAGCAUUCCUUUAUCACCUCCAAAGCUCUUACCAAUGGAAGCCCCGCCCUUACGCCCUCUGCAAGAAUCUCAGCGCUUAAUAUUGUUGGAGACCUUCUGAGAAAAGUCGGGGCUUUGGAGUCCAAACUUGCAGCUUGUAGGAACUUUGCUAAAGACCAGGCAGCCAGGAAAAGCUACUCCACAGACAAGGGCCCGCUCAUCAACAGCAACGCCACCAAGUUCUCGCACUCCAUCCACACCACUUACUUUGAUAAAACCACUGUCAAUGGACUGGACCCCAGCUCUCUGACCUCCAUGGUCCCACCCAGAGCCGUGUCUCCUCCUGGCAUGCUGCCUUUAAGUGUGUGAGGCUGCUGAAACGCCUGCCCCCCCCACCACAGCGCGGCGACGGAGAGGACAGCUGUGUGCGUGCCUGAGGGUGCUCGCUCGCUCACUCGCUCGCCUGCUUAAGAGUUUGAGUAGAAUUGGCUAAAAUUCCUGUUGCAGCUAUAGGUGCAGCUGUGCUUGUGCUCCUUCCACAUGCGCAUGCGCCUGCAGCUGCACUGUGCUCGAGUGGCUGUCAUUGCAAUGCGCUUAACAUAAAAAAAAUCUGAUUUUCCCGACAAAGGUCCUAAACAGACCACAGCUUCGUUUAAAGCUCCCUUUUUCUAAACUGCACAGUUAAACUAUUAAGAAUGUAUGAUAUUUAAAAGGGAAACGUUCAUCCAAACUAAUUUAUCUGAGAGUCUGAUUGCAAACGCUGUUUUUCUACCUGAAGUUUUUUGCAUGUUUGUUAAGAGUGUUUACUGAAGUGCGAAUGACCGACGUGAAUGUUGAAUGGCCGCGUGGUGCAGGCGUUCCUCCCGUUCCCGGCUGGAAGAAGAAGUAGUUCUGAACCUCCUCAGCUGUGUGUCUCCUCUGCACUUAAACAAGCUGCUCCUCACAGGUUUUUGGUUGCAGUGGAGGUGGUUCUCGACAUCAGCUGACAUAUUUAGGAAAACAGUUAUGCCUUUUUUUUUAUUGUUUGUGUGAAUGUUGGAAGCUCACUGUGAUUCCUCACUUAUAAACAAGAGUUUGUGUUACUGUCCCAACAUGUUUGCCAGGUGUAGCUUCAUUUAUGGUUCUUUGCUGCCUCACAGCAGUGCAGCUAAUCGUUCUGUUCAGUAUUAACUUCGCUAUAUCCCCUUUAGUUUUCUAUUUUGAUUCUAUUUUAUGCACAAAAACUGAUUCUGCAUCCAUUAAUUUAUUAUCAAAGCUUGCAAGACCGUUAAAGUCAAUAUUCUGGGGUGUUUUUUGAGAAGGCGCCCUCAGAGGCUGUUACAGCUGCAGUCAGUCCGUACGUUUCUUUACCACUGUACGUCUGGCAUUAUAGAGUCCUAUUUAUUUCAGAUGCUGUUGGCAUGUGUUCCAGAGAAGUUUUACUACCAUACAGUGGUUACAUUGUAUAAUAACGUGUUUGUUGUAAAUGGUAAAAUAAAUAAAGAUUCAGAUUAUUACUAUA